AUGAUGGGAACACUUAAGAAGGAUAUUGAAAAUACUCUUGAAAUAGUUGAUGAAUAUCAGUAUCUUAAUCAAGAGAGUGGUCUUGAUAAAUUGGAAUUUUCUUUGGAUAACAUCUUAGCUUAUAUUUCUGAUAUUAAAGACAUGUCAGAAUUAUAUCAUACAAACAAAUUAAUUUCACUAAUGUAUAGUACUAUGUUAGUAAAAAUUAGUACUCCAAAAAUAAAACAAAAUGCCUUUAACUUAUUAAUGGAAUCUCUAUUAGUAGUAUUAAAGGAUAAUGAAGAUCUCAGAUUGUUAUUUGUUAAUGAUUAUGACAUGAUAACUACAAUCUCAAAAUCUAUUCAUCUAUAUACUGAUAAAGAUGAUGAUGUAGAAGCAUUUUUGGAAAACAUUCUUAAUGUUCUUCAAAUUCUUUCUAUUGAAGGAUUUACAGUUAGUGAUGAAGGAAUUCUUGAUGAUUUAUUGCAAUUUUUAAUUGAAUUGUUGGUUAAAAGAGAGAACAAUAAUAUCAGAAAAUUUUCUUCAAGAUUAAUUACUAAUAUCUGUUUUACUUAUCCUCAAUGUUCUAAGAUUGUCCUAGCAAAUUCUUCUUUUAAUUCAGGAAAAAAAAUUCUAUUUAAUGAUGUUGUAUUUCAAGUGCCUUCCAUAAUGACAUCUUUUAUGUCAUUCCUUAUUCGUUUUGAUAAUAUGGCAAAACAAAAUUUGUCUGUUAAUGACAAUUUACUAAAAAUUCUCUUGUUUAGUUUCAAUGCUUUAAAAACAGAUGAAACAUAUUUGAAAGUUUAUGUUGGACGUUUUAUUAUAUUUCUUAUUUUUGAUGAAAAUUUUAAUUUAUCUAAACUUGGAGAAACAUGGAGUACUAAAAAAUAUGCAAAAAUGAGUAUAAAAGAAACUUUUAAAAUUUUACCUACUAUUUCAAAACGUAGUGAAGAUCUUGGUGUAAUGUAUCGUUUGUUACAUGAUUUUUGUUCAAACAAAAAAGUUAAAGAAAUAGUUUAUGAUAUAGUAAAAGAAGAAGUAAAAAAUCAAAAUAAUUCUUUAUUUAAUUGUCAUGUUAUUAAUGAAAUUUUUAAAGUUGCUUCAAAUUAUAAUUUACCUAGAAGAAUACCUGAAGAAACAAGAAUAAAUGGAGGGCAUUUCAUUUGCAAAAUGAUUGAAGAAUCAAUAAAAAGAAAUGAAAAAAUUUAUUGCGAGGGGAAAAAGAAUAAUCUAUUAGAAUAUUUGAAAAGUUUAGUUACAGGACCAGUUACUGAUGUUUAUGAAACUCCUGAACGAAUACGUGUAGAAAAAUUGAUACUUUUUUUAAAAUUAUGUAUUUCACUUUCUGCAGACAAAUCUUUUGCUGAUGAUAUUCCUAAAAUAUUUACUAAUAGAGUUGCAGAUCAGAUAUAUGAACUUCCAACAAAAUAUUUUCCACGAAUGAAAUUAUUCCUUCGACACAAAGGUGAAACUGUUGAAAACAAAAUUUUAAAUUCUAUUCGAUUAAUACCUUUUUUAUUGAAAGCUCUUAAUGCAUAUGAAAAGUGCGCAGAAUCGUUAAAUUAUAUUUUAAGCAAGCUUGAAAUAGCAGAAUUCUUAAGCGUAGGAUUAAUGAGUAGGAAUUUAGAAUUAAUGAAAGAAGUAAUUUGUUGUUUUGAAAUUUCAUUACCACCACAUAUAGUAAGACAAAUCGUUGGUGUGGUAAAAAAUUUCAUUGAUUCUGAUAAAGUUAAUAUCGAAAGCAUAUCAUGCACUCAAGAUACAGUAAAGGAGUUAAAAGAACAAUUGGAUGAUACUUUCAAAGUUUGUGAAUCAUAUAAAUCUCAAAUUGAUAAGUUAAAGGAAGAAAUGGAAGAAUUAAAAGAGAAUCAUCAGAAAAUUUAUCUGGAGCAAUCGAAAAUGUAUGAUGAUUUAAAAAAAUCUAUGGAAAAAGUUACCUUGGAAAACCAGUUGUUAUCAAAUCUCAAAGAAAACAUGAAAAAUUUACUUUUAUAA
Messenger RNA from Strongyloides ratti, 1974 nucleotides. RefSeq lists its product as hypothetical. Bases 1 to 1974 code for a protein of 657 amino acids. The transcript is spliced from 3 exons. NCBI's taxonomy places the organism in Eukaryota, Metazoa, Nematoda, Chromadorea, Rhabditida, Strongyloididae. The record is from RefSeq and is a predicted model, not a curated record.